GGAGGAGGAGGAGGGCGCUGAAGCAGGAAGGAAGGCUGGCAGAGAGAAGGGAGGCAGGCUGUGAAUGCUAACAAGCCCCGUCGUAAUAGAGCUCCGUAGGUAGUGUUUGAUAAAAACGUCUUGCAAUGGAGAGGAAAGACGACCACUAUUAAACACCUACUAUGCGCCAGUGCCGCGUUCGCCUUGUGCGCGUGCAACAGCCCCACCGUCGUCGGCACGUUUGAUCAGAAAAACCGUCUUUUUCCGCUGAGUGAAAUGUAUCGCGACUGCUCGGGCUUCACAUUCUGACAAUGGAGAUUGAAAAUAUCGUGGCCAACACGGUUCUCCUGAAGGCAAGGGAAGGUGGAGGAGGGAAGAGGAAUGGUCGCAGUAAGAAAUGGAAGGAGAUGCUAAAACUCCCCCACAUCAGCCAGUGUGAGGAGCUACGCCGGACUAUUGAGAGGGACUACACCAGUCUAUGUGAGAAGCAGCCCAUUGGUCGGCUGUUAUUCCGUCAGUACUGUGACACCAGGCCAGAGCUGAAGCGCUGCAUCGAGUUUAUGGAUACUGUGGCCAUGUACCAGCUCGCUCCUGACGAGAAGAGGAGAGACUACGGACUGAAUGUUUUAGACACAUACUUUAAUAAUGGGUCGGCAGCCCAUCUGCCAGCCGUACCCCCUGAUGUGGUCGCUGGGUGUCGGGAGAGGCUGGAGCAGAGUCCAUGUAAGGAUCUCUUUAAUGACUGCACCAAAAUAGUUCGUGAUUAUCUGAGUGGAGCUCCAUUUUCCUCCUACCACGAGUCCAUAUACUUCUCUCGCUUCCUGCAGUGGAAAUGGUUGGAGAGGCAACCAGUAACCAAAAAUACCUUCAGACAUUACAGAGUACUAGGAAAAGGUGGAUUUGGCGAGGUUUGUGCCUGCCAAGUACGUGCCACCGGUAAGAUGUACGCCUGUAAAAAGCUGGAAAAGAAACGAGUGAAGAAAAGAAAAGGUGAAGCAAUGGCACUAAACGAAAAACGCAUUUUAGAAAAAGUUAACAGUAGUUUUGUAGUUAGUCUAGCAUAUGCCUAUGAGACCAAGGAUGCGCUGUGCCUGGUGUUGACCAUAAUGAAUGGCGGUGACUUAAAGUUCCACAUCUACAACAUGGGCAACUCUGGCUUCGACGAGCAGAGGGCCAUCUUUUAUGCUGCUGAGAUCUGCUGUGGCCUUGAGGACCUGCACCGUGAGAGGAUAGUCUACAGGGAUUUGAAACCUGAAAACAUCCUUCUGGAUGAUCGUGGACACAUCAGAAUUUCAGACCUGGGCCUCGCUGUUCAAAUCCCCGAAGGAGAGACGAUACGAGGGAGAGUGGGCACUGUUGGAUACAUGGCUCCCGAGGUGAUCCAGAACGAGAGCUACACCGUCAGCCCGGACUGGUGGGGGCUGGGCUGCCUGAUCUUUGAGAUGAUACAGGGCCAGUCGCCCUUCCGCAAGCGCAAGGAGCGUGUCAAACGGGAGGAGGUGGACAGACGAGUGCGCGAGGACCCAGAGGAGUACUCUGAUAAGUUUGCAGAGGAGGCAAAGGACAUCUGCAGACAGCUCCUGGCUAAGGACCCCAAGGAGCGACUGGGUUGUCAGGGUCGAGGGGCCAUAGAGGUCAAGCAGCACCCCAUCUUCAGAAACAUCAACUUCAAACGGCUGGAGGCCAACAUGCUGGACCCUCCCUUCAGCCCCGAUCCCCGGGCGGUGUACUGUAAAGACGUCCUGGACAUUGAGCAGUUCUCCACUGUCAAAGGCGUGAACCUUGACCCCACUGAUGACGACUUUUACCACAAGUUUGUCACAGGCAGUGUCUCCAUCCCGUGGCAGAACGAGAUGAUUGAAAUGGAAUGCUUUAAAGAAAUCAACGUCUACGAGACUGAUGGGACUCUGUGCUCCGAUCUGGAUGUGAACCGGCCUAAUCCUCCACCAAAGAGAGGCUUCUUCUACCGCCUGUUCAGAAGAGAGGUCUGUUUUAAGAGCGGUUACAGUGACGACGAGAUCGAAGAGCCCUCGCGACUUUAAACCACUCCCUCCACCUGCCUCCUCUCCCCCCCCCUCGCCGCUGAACUUCACCACAAACUCCAACCAAGCGCAAAUCUUAGGAACUCAGUGAAUGUUGACCUGUAUUUAUGAGCUGUAUUAAAAGUGUAUUAUAAUUAAAGAAAAAAGUAUGAGUUUAAAGAUUUUGUACAUUUGUACUUGAAUUUAUGUCUAGAUGUAUAUUUUCACUAAAGGUUGUAUUGUACAAAAAGCCAUAAAAGUACCACUUGAAUGCAUACAUUAUGUUUUUAUUUCCUUUUUAUUUCCUUUUGGAAUGAGUAUGGAUAAUGUGUAUUGGGGAGUUUUUUUUAAAAAGCACAGUACCAGUAGUUUUUUUUUUUCUCAAUGUAGCAUAAGGUCUUUUUGUUUUUACAUGUGCUGUAUGUUUGUCAGUGAUUUAGCCAACGUGACGUGUUGUUAGCACAUCAGAUCCACCUGGUUCCCAAACUAACCCUUAGCCUCUGCAGGCUCAGGUCGAUCAGAAUGAAGCGCAUAGAUCCAAAUGGUAUUGGUGGAAAAUAAAUCCAGUCUAGCAUUGCUGUGUUGAUGCUAUGCUGCUUAAGCCUUCCACACAUGUUUCCAAGAUCUGCCACUUUGAUUUAAAUAAGUUUGGAAGUGAUAAUCAACAUCUUUCCCUGAGGCCAGUAAGCUAGGUUGCAGUAGACUGUAUGACGUGUGGUAAACUGUCUCCUAGGUGCCUGUACCAACUUAUUAUAGUAGAGAUGGAAUGGAUCAGCAUGUGCAACAAUUCGUAUUUUAAGGAAAUAUUACGGAGGCUGUUUUUUUUUUUUUUUUUUUUUUAGUAAUACAAGUCCUGAUAAUUAUCAUUCCUGGUCCUCUCCAAAAUCUCAUGAGCUGCAAAAGGCUCAGAUCUUUAUUUUAGAUGCCAGGCGGUUUCCUUUAGGAGAAGAGCUUGUUAAGUAAAUGUCUGUUACAUUAUUCACUCAGGCAAAACAGUUUUUGGUUGUUUAUCUUUACUCCUCAAACUUUGUUUUCUGCUUCUUUUUGUGUAAUCUGUCAAUCAUAUUUUAUGUGUGUACCAGAAACUCUAGGACAGGUUGAAUUGGAACAUAGAGACUGAUGAUGAUGAUGAUGAUGAUGGCACUGUAUACGAGAUCUCGCCUGCAGCUGAAAACAAAUUGUUGUUGCAUUAAACAAGCUUACAUUGAUUCAGCUGUCCCCAGCCUCUGCGCUGACUUGAGAUACAUUUUUGGUCUCUGUGCCGGUUGAUCAUAGAUGGCACAAAGCCUGUCAGCCACAUAUCCUGCUAGUAGACCUCCAGUUAGACCCUGUGGCUUUAGCUGUGUUUGUACUAGAUGAAAAUGACAUUUCUCAAUCAUAAUAGCGGCUGCCUUUAACUAUUCCAUUGAAAUCCUGUAUGUUGUCAUAAGAAUGACGUGAGACAGUUGCUUGUAUGUGUGUAGAUGGGGAGGAACAGGGGCAUAAUGUUUAUUAUCCUGCCUACCGAGUUGCUAUCAUCUAGUGUACAAAAACCCUCGCCACUUGCAGUUGUUGUGCACUUUUGUUUCAUCAUAGAAAUGUUUUCAAGUUAAGUGAUCCUGAACAAAUACAUUUUCUGUACAUUUACCAGCAUGUUCCAAUUAUUUGUAUUCAUUGGCAUUUCAGAGGCUUUUGAAGCCAUAUUGCUUUUGAAUUUCGGUUUUUAGUCAGUUGCUGUUUACUCCCCCACAACCUGUUUUUAAUGCUGUGAAUACCCAAUGUGCGAGCGUGUGUGUGUGUGCGUGUUUUGCAGCUUCUGUUUGAUCUAAUGCAUUGAAGUACAAUACAAUAGCUAGAAAUCAUGUAAGGACUUGAAUGGAACUCAAUUAAAUUUCCAACCAUUCAAGACCGCUUACAUUUAAAAUGGUACGCGUAGAGUUCCCCAUCUCAUUAACUAAUUUGGAGAGUUGGCCUGUUUAAAAAAAAAAAAUGUUGUCCCCUAUUGCACAUUCCAUUUAUCAAAAAUCAGGAAUCGAACGUGUGCAUCUGUUUCUGGCUUGACGUCACCUGAGUGUCUGUUAAUUUUUUGUUGCUCUCAGGCACAUUUUAAAGCAGAUUUCUCUUGCCUAUGUAGAUUUUAGCCUUUACGCUCUUUAGCCUCAAAAAACCUUGUAAAUUAUGUAUUUCUUAUUCUAACAUGUAACUAAGCUCUAACACAUUCAUUCACUCUCACAGGGAAACUAAACUGUGUUUGCCACCCAUGCCUCUGUCAUUUAACCUUACUCUUAUACCAUCCAUACAGCAGUAAAAAAAAUUGUUUAGUUUCAUUGCACUAUGGUGUGUUUUGACAAUGACUUUAGGAAGUGUCUUUAACUAUUUUUGCCAAUGAUACCAAAAGCAACAUUAAGUAAAUACAACUUGUCUUGUGAUCUGAAACAUUUACUGAAGAAAGACUGACAGCCUUCAUUGUAUGUGCCAAUAACCAAGUUCAGUUCUGACACCCCGCCUUUUUUCAACCUCUUUAUCAUUCCGUCCAUUCUGAGAGAAAGUCCUUCGCAUAAAGGAACUUUAAACAGCUCAACAGUUUUGAAUGUCCGCACUAAGUGCAUUGUAAUGCCUGUUUAAAAAAAAAAAAAAAAAUACAUAUGUUUUAUUACUCAAGCAUGUAUCGGUUUGUAAUACUUCAGGUUCCUUGUAUAUGUAAAUGAUGACCUUCUAGUGCCAACAUAUCUCACUGGUAUCUGAGGACAACUUUAUAAAUGGCAAGGUGACCAGCUGAGUUGGCCCUGUUUGAAUGCAUGACAUGUUUUCCUUCUCUCCUGCCUUCCACCAAGGUGGUGAUGGUGAGUCUCCCCCUUAAAACUUGGAUGGUGCUCACCAACAACGUUUAGAAGUGAGAGAUCCUCAGUUCCUUGAUGUCACUUGAGUCUAGAUUUGGAAUAACCACCGAUAAAUGCCUGGAGGUUUUCAAGGGUUUCGUACUCUUCUGUCCAGAUAUAUCGGAUAGUCGAUCGGAAGUGAUAUUUUCAAGGAAGGGAGGAACGUCAAAUGCAUUCUUGGUAUUCAAACGUGGCCUGGGACUUCUUGAUUUUUCUUCUUUUUUUUUUGUAUCUGUACAGUCAUGUCGUUCAACCACUGCAGUCAUUGUUAAUUCUUGUACAAGUUGUAUCACUGGUUGUUGUACCAUAUCUGACAUUUGUAAUUAUGAAAUAAUACACUGCCAUUUGUAUAAAAA
Etheostoma cragini (Arkansas darter) is the source of this 5214-nucleotide messenger RNA. It is a transcript of the gene grk4, whose product is annotated as G protein-coupled receptor kinase 4. Lineage: Eukaryota; Metazoa; Chordata; Actinopteri; Perciformes; Percidae. Gene Ontology annotation, biological process: regulation of signal transduction; protein phosphorylation; signal transduction. Gene Ontology annotation, cellular component: cytoplasm. Bases 291 to 2021 code for a protein of 576 amino acids. The record is from RefSeq and is a predicted model, not a curated record. The transcript is spliced from 16 exons. Gene Ontology annotation, molecular function: ATP binding; G protein-coupled receptor kinase activity.